AAUACUUUUAGUAGCUGUACAGCAGCAUGACGCUAAUCUUCGAUUUACGAAUAUAUUUAUUCAUUCAUUUAUUUCUGUCGAUGUCGCACAUAUCUUGUGGUCUGUUAUGUCCAUACCAACCAUUAUACGAAAAACUAGACGUCGACCGGUUGAGCAAGUUGAAUGCAACCUGGUACGAUGUAUUUGAUAUACCAUACAUGCAAAUGGCGAUCGAUUGCUGGGACUGGCACACUAUACGACCAGCGGAAGGUGGAUUUUCGGCAAAUGUAACAAUGCACGUGGCUGAAAAACCUCUAGAAGAUCAUCUGUAUGUGUUCGUUCACUUCAUUGAAAAUCGUGAUGGAACAUACAGCUUGAACCAAGAACAUAAAAAAGCUUACGCUACCAACACUAAACAAGCAGUUUCGCAUAAAGCUACCCAGCAAACAUUUGAGGGUCUCGAUAAUCUGAAUGAAGCUAUUUUCUCUUCGAAAUUUUUCUUCUUGACUGAUUAUGAGAACUAUUUCAUUGCAUCAUUUUGUGGACCCGACGGUCUUGGUAAUAUCGUUAAAAACAGAAAUGCACAUCCAACUGCAGGAGACAUUUUGAAUAUCUGGAACGCUUUGAGUGAACAGGGCGAAAUUCCAAAGCUAGAUGUGGAAUUCAAGAAGAUUUGUGUUUCUAGACAUUAUACUGCAAAUCAUGGCUUGUAGUGACACAUAAACAUCUGAAUCCUGUGCAUUAUAAACCUAUGUCCUUCUCUGUAAAACUUUCUCUGUAUUCGAGAACUAACAUCGUGGACUUUUUGUAACAGAGACAGACAUUAAGUAUAGACAUAGAUCGUUGCAAA
This is a messenger RNA of Styela clava, 829 nucleotides long. RefSeq lists its product as uncharacterized. NCBI's taxonomy places the organism in Eukaryota, Metazoa, Chordata, Ascidiacea, Stolidobranchia, Styelidae. The record is from RefSeq and is a predicted model, not a curated record.